GUUUCGGGUCUCUUCAGAUUGCCUCCUACCGUCAGGACUCGAGCUCAGUGUGCGACACUUCGUCCCUGGGCAGUGGGUCUUCGUCUCUGGAUGGAGCAAAGGGAGAGGAUACCACGGAGUCAUGAAGCGUUGGGGCUUCUCCGGUGGCGGGUCCGACAAGCACGGGCACAAGAAAUCCCACCGGUCGGCCGGCUCUCUGGGCCAGCGAGGUGUUGGGAAAGUUUGGGUCGGCAAGAAGAUGGCGGGACACAAAGGUCCAGAUCCACGCUGUGUUAAUGCGAAAGUGUUUCGAAUCGAAAGCACCCGGAACCUGAUUUUCCUCAAGGGGGCUUUGCCUGGAUACAAGGGCAGCGUGGUCAAGAUCAGCGAUGCUCGCGGCAAGACAGCCAUGAAGAACAACCACAUCCGACUGCCGUUCCCGACGUUUGUCCCGGUACCCGGCGUGGAGUACCCAGUCACGAUACAGGAGCCGCCACCUCAAAGAGAUCCCUUCCUGUAUCCUGAGCAGCCACUGUACCAGCCGAAUGACUAG
Symbiodinium natans is the source of this 532-nucleotide messenger RNA. NCBI's taxonomy places the organism in Eukaryota, Dinophyceae, Suessiales, Symbiodiniaceae. The record is from the annotation of a GenBank genome assembly.